This is a messenger RNA of Rotaria socialis, 1224 nucleotides long. The record is from the annotation of a GenBank genome assembly. NCBI's taxonomy places the organism in Eukaryota, Metazoa, Rotifera, Eurotatoria, Philodinida, Philodinidae.
AUGGCUAAAGCUACUGCUUCUGCAACUGAUGUUAACCAAGCAAAAUCUCUGGCUAUUUCAUUUAUAAAUUCAAAUAAAGGAAAACCAUUACUACUAGCCGAUGAAUAUGUUUUCAAAUUGAAUAAAAAUACUACUACUACUAAGUAUUGGAUAUGUACGCUGAAUGGAUGUUCAGCUAAGGUGCAUACCGAUCUAAAUAGUCAAUUUAUUAAAAUUGUUGGUGAUCAUAAUCAUUUUCCAGAAAAAGAACAACUGGAGGUUCGAGAAUUUCGAGAAAAAGUUAAGCAGCGAGCAAUUCAUGAAACAACACCAAUUCCCCGCAUUUAUUAUGAAGAAUGCGCUAAAGCAAUGCGUUCAAAUGCAACAAUAGCUGCCUUACCUAGUGAACGUGAAAUGAGUAGUGGAAUUAAUAAGGCGCGUCGAGCUAUAACACCUACAAUCCCAACGGCUCAACUAUUUGAAAUUCCUGAUCUUUAUUCAAAAACGCUGAGCAAAAAUAGUUUUUUAGUUGUUGAUAAGAUGAUUACUAGACGACAACGUAUACUUCUAUUUUCAUCAAGUGAACAACUAAAAAUGCUAUUUGGUGCUGAAACAAUACUUAUGGAUGGUACGUUUUCUACUUGUCCAAACAUGUUCGAUCAAGUAUAUACGAUCCAUGUGAUAAAAUAUGAUCAAUCUUUUCCUUGCGUCUUUAGCUUAUUAUCAAAUCGGCAGAAAAAUACGUACCAUUUCAUGUUUAAUGAGUUGAAAUUAAUAGCUGCACAAAUGCAACUGAAUUUCACUCCGAAAGUGAUCAUGAGCGAUUUCGAACAAGGGCUAUUAGCUGUAGUGAAAGUCGAACUUGUUACAGCAACCCAUUCAUCUUGCUAUUUUCAUUUUACCCAAGUGAUCUAUCGAGCAAUACAACGUGUUGGUUUGUCAACGACCUAUAAUGAUGAUGAUGACAUUAAACAAUGUUGUCGAAAAUUGAUGACUCUUCCAUUACUACCGGAAGCCAUUAUUGAAGAUACCUAUGAUGAACUACUUGCAGUAAUGUCAACACAACUGAAAGACACACUGCACAAUUUAUUAGAAUAUUUUCAAGAACAGUGGCCUAAACAAGCUAAAACAAUUGCAAUUCAACGUCGUAUAGAUACUCUUGAUAAACGAUAUUAUGAUGGGGCUAUGAAUGCUAUGGAAUAUUUAGAUGGUCUAUCAUUUACAGUUGCUAAGCGAAAAAAAUGA